GCUGGAGUAAGUUGGUGUGACAGGCAGGAGCUUAAAUACCAGCCCAUGAGGAAGCUGAGCUGAUCUUAAUGAUAGGGCAGCCGCCGCGGCCACAGCGCAGAGGUAGUCGGAGGAGGUGGAGGAGCAGGAGCCCCAAGAACUCACAGGUGCUCCUGAGGAGUAAUUAAAUAGCUGUGAAGGAGAAACACCUCUGAGUUUUUACCUGUGAUCACAGUAGCACUGAGAGACAGUCUGGGAGCAAGGAGGAAAAGACUGGUUCCUCACACCAAGAGACAUCAAAGUUGAAAGUUUCAGGUUUUUUGUUUUUGUUUUUUUUUUCUUUUUUCCCCUCCUCUGUUUCAUUUUUCCCACGGUGUGUCACUACAAUGACCAGAAAGCCUGUGGUGGCCACCAUCCCCAAUGGAGGUUACCUGCAGGGGACUGUUAAAGGGGGGCUGCCUUCCCCGGGGGGCAAGGAGCCCCCUGGGCACGAGGCAGUGAUGCUGAAGAAGAAAAUCACUUUGCUGAGGGGCAUCUCCAUCAUCAUUGGCACCAUCAUUGGAUCGGGAAUCUUCAUCUCUCCCAAGGGCGUGCUCCAGAACACGGGCAGUGUGGGCAUGUCUCUGAUUGUCUGGACCGCCUGCGGGGUCCUGUCACUGUUUGGAGCCAUGUCCUAUGCUGAAUUGGGAACAAGUAUAAAGAAAUCUGGUGGUCAUUACACAUAUAUUCUGGAAGUCUUUGGCCCAUUACCAGCUUUUGUACGAGUUUGGGUGGAACUGCUCAUAAUCCGCCCUGCAAGCACUGCUGUGAUAUCGCUGGCAUUUGGACACUACUUCCUGGAACCGUUUUUCAUUCAUUGUGAAAUUCCUAAACUUGCAAUCCAGCUCAUUACAGCUGUGGGCUUAACUGCAGUGAUGGUCCUAAAUAGCAUGAGUGUCAGCUGGAGUGCCCGGAUCCAGAUUUUUCUAACCUUUUGCAAGCUCAUAGCAAUUCUGAUAAUUAUAGUCCCUGGAGUUAUGCAGCUAAUUAAAGGGCAAACACAACACUUUAAAGAUGCCUUUUCAGGAAGAGACGCCAGUAUCAUGGGCUUGCCACUGGCUUUCUAUUAUGGAAUGUAUGCAUAUGCUGGCUGGUUUUAUCUCAACUUUGUUACUGAAGAAGUAGAAAAUCCUGAAAAAAACAUCCCCCUUGCCAUAGGUAUAUCCAUGGCCAUCGUCACCAUCGGCUAUGUGCUAAUGAAUGUGGCCUACUUUACGACCAUUAGUGCUGAAGAGCUCUUGCUUUCAAAUGCAGUGGCAGUGACCUUUGCCGAGAGGCUCCUGGGAAAUUUCUCAUUAGCAGUUCCCAUCUGCGUCGCCCUCACCUGCUUUGGCUCCAUGAAUGGGGGUGUAUUUGCUGUCUCCAGGUUAUUCUAUGUUGCGUCUCGAGAGGGUCACCUUCCAGAAAUCCUCUCCAUGAUUCAUGUCCGCAAGCACACUCCUCUGCCAGCUGUUAUUGUUUUGUAUCCUCUGACGAUGGUGAUGCUCUUCUCUGGGGACCUCUACAGCCUUUUGAAUUUCCUCAGUUUUGCCAGGUGGUUUUUUAUUGGGCUAGCGGUGGCGGGGCUGAUUUAUCUUCGAUACAAACGCCCAGAUAUGCAUCGUCCUUUCAAGGUGCCGCUGUUUAUCCCAGCUUUGUUUUCCUUCACGUGCUUCUUCAUGGUUGCCCUCUCCCUCUACUCAGACCCCUUUAGUACGGGGAUUGGCUUCAUCCUCACACUGACUGGAGUCCCCGCAUACUAUCUCUUUAUUAUCUGGGACAAGAAGCCCAAGUGGUUUAGAAGACUGUCAGGAAAGAGAGGAGCCGUUUGCUUCCCGGAGCCCAUCAGCAAGCUGUCCUUCCUGUUUUAUCAGUAAGCAAAGCUGAGAGCAAAUAACAGAUGGAACUGUCCCUCGGUGGCGGCCCAGAACACUCAUGAAAUAUAGCACAAUCUUGCUCCGGCGCGCUACGCUUUUAACAGUGGAAGAUCAGAAGCAGGCGAGCUGUGGGCUAGGACGAAUGCCUGCCUCCGAUGAAACAUCCCUUUCUUCUCGCAAGAUUCCUGUAGCAGAUUGGACUUUGGCAGUCGAUCUUAGUGGCUUGAUAGAGUGUCAUUAGAGAAUGCAUCUGGAACAUUGUGUGGAAAAGGAACAAACCUCAGAAGAUUAAGAUGCAUCUAAGGCCUGGUCUGUACUCUUAAUGGGCGGUUAAAUUCCAGUUCCUUUACAUAGCCAUGAAAGACACCACAAAGCCAAAGAUGAAGCUUCCCAGACGCUGAAAUGGGGUCCUUGUUUACCAUCUGUCAUGAUCAUUUCGUCCUCCCGCAGUGUUUUGUUCUGCUUCCUAUAACUAGGUAUUUGUGGGGUUUUUGUGUGUGGGUGUGUGGGUAAAAUCUUCUGCAUCUGCUGUUUGUAUAAUCACACUGAAGGCUCUUACGAGGGCAGGCGAAGCUGGGUUUAGUAUAUACUUUUUUUUUUUUUUUCUCCUAAUGGAAAGAUCUAUCAGCCCAACUUCAGUGACUAUGAUGGAGCAGCUUUUUAGGCACUCGGAUAGGAAGUGGUCCUCAGUUCCACCAACCGACCCUCUAGUCACACCUAGUUCCCUGUGACUUUUCAUGGUAGCUUUUCUAAAGCUUUCCCACUCACCCAGGGCCCUGACCCUGCCUCAUGCCUUCAACAUUAAACACGGCCUUCAUCUCCAAGUCAUGUGAAAAGAACAAGGCUGUCUGAGAGAACUCUUUUAAUAAACAACCGCCGCCUGCCCGCUCCA
Messenger RNA from Myotis davidii, 2766 nucleotides. It is a transcript of the gene SLC7A11, whose product is annotated as solute carrier family 7 (anionic amino acid transporter light chain, xc- system), member 11. The transcript is spliced from 12 exons. The record is from RefSeq and is a predicted model, not a curated record. Gene Ontology annotation, cellular component: membrane. Bases 366 to 1874 code for a protein of 502 amino acids. Gene Ontology annotation, biological process: amino acid transmembrane transport. NCBI's taxonomy places the organism in Eukaryota, Metazoa, Chordata, Mammalia, Chiroptera, Vespertilionidae. Gene Ontology annotation, molecular function: L-amino acid transmembrane transporter activity.